AUGGAGUCAAGCGGCAAGGUGGUGAGCAGCACAUUUGCCAUCUUCUUGGUUCUCCGUCUGGGUCUGAUGCCCAUUAUGGCUCAGCAAAAUGAACUACAGAUUGGGGUCGCAGGACAGGCGGUGAUCCUGAACUGCAGAAGCAUACCUCAUGGCACAGGUGUGACCUGGAAGUACUAUAAGGCUGUUAUAAGGCAGUUUACAACUGCCCAUUUCAAAGGCAAAGCGACCAUGAGCGAUCGAUCUGAAAUCAACCCCAACAGUAAACACCUGAAAGUGUUGGACUUAAGGCUUUCUGAUGCUGGCACCUACACCUGUGAAUAUGGCUCUCAUACAGUCAGUAUCUCACUGCAUGUCUUUAAAUUGACAAUCCCUUUAAACGGCCACUUCCUGACAAAUGAUGCCCCCGAGCUGACUUUAAUGCAAAAUUCAUCUUAUCCUCUACCCCAUCUCAACAUCACAUUGUUUAACAGUAACAAUAACAGAGUAAGACCAAAGCUCUCACAAAACGAGACCCGUCAAAAAUACAUACUGAUGUUACAGCAACUGGAGGUUACGGACAGCGGGACCUGGAUGUGUCACGUCCAUUCAGACUCUCCAUUGAUUAAUCAGAACAUCUCCUUUGAUGUGAAGGUAUUAGGUUUUCAGAAUCCAGAUUUGGAAAGAAAGUAUGCAACUGUUGAUAGCCCUGUCAUCUUGUCAUGGCAUCUGAACUUCCAGAAGAUAAAAUGGAAAGAAGGUUUCACAGGACAACUGACUUGGAAACAACAGGAAAACGCAACCUCUCAUGAGCUACUUGAUUUCAAUGUCACAGCACGAGGAGAGCAGCAUGAGACCAAAAAAAGCAGACGCUUUCAGUUUGAGAUACCUGAAAGCAAACCUGAAAGUACCAUAGAAGUGAAACUCCCCAAAGUCUAUUUCAACCACUCUGGGCAGUACCAAUGUCAGCUGGUGUACAAUGGAAGACACAUGCAGAGCAAGAUAGAGCUGGUGGUGAUGAAAGUCUCAGCUAACCCUGUUGGACCACUCCCCAGAGGGGCCAAGAUGACCCUGAUCUGCCAGGUCUCUAGUCCACUCCCAUCCAACGCCCACUUGCGCUGGGAACGUGUGAAUGGGACUCAGAUGGACAUCAAGAACUCAAAGCAGCAUGAAAUAAAGGUGGAGGUGAACGUCAGUGCUGCAGGGCUGUGGAACUGUCACCUCAUAGAAGACAAUGACAGGAAGAUCAGCCUUAAUUACCCUGUGGAGGAAGAUCCUGUUUGGGUUAGCUAUGUGGUAAUUGGAGCAAGUAUUGGAGGCAGUGUAUUGGUGUUUGGCCUUGCAUGCCUGUGCAUCAUCAGUGGUAUAAGCUGGCAGCGGAGAAGGCAACGGGCGAAAAAGAUGGCACGAGCAAGACAAUACUUGCUGGAAAACAAGACAUGUCAGUGUCAACA
Molecule: messenger RNA, 1430 nt
Organism: Leptosomus discolor (cuckoo roller)
Lineage: Eukaryota; Metazoa; Chordata; Aves; Leptosomiformes; Leptosomidae
Gene: CD4
Product: CD4 molecule
Source: RefSeq, a predicted model, not a curated record